AAGACAGUAGCGUGGCUGCUGUGCUGCCGUGUCCACGUUCCACUCUCCCGCAUUUCCCCCUCACACUUCUCCGCUUUCUCGCCUCGCUUUGUUGCUUUUGGAACGUAAGAAUGGCAACUUCAUCGCCGUCCCUCCCGCCGCCGCCGCCGGCCGCGGCCUCGACCACGCUGGCCGGGAACCUCACGGCCUCCUCCCUCCUGUCCAUCCCGCCGCCGCGCCCGCGCCUCGCCGCGGCGCACCGCCGGGCGGUCGUGGCCGCGGCCGCGUCGCCCCGCCCCCCGCCCCCGCCGUCGCAGGAGGGGGACGGCGGCGACGAGCAGGAGGUGGAGAGGGCGAUGGGGAUGGAUGGAGGCAUCCCCGGGACCUCCGGCGAGUUCCUGCGCCGCGUCUCCUCCCGCGCCUACGGCAUGCGGCGCCACCUCAUGGAGUCACUCGACUCCCUCGCCUACGAUGUAUUGGAGACAAACCCAUGGAGAGAAGAUUCCAAGCCAGUCUAUGUUCUGGCCAGAAGUGAUAACCAUCUAUGGACAAUGAAAACUCGCAGGAGUCGCAAUGAAGUCGAAAGGGAACUUGGAAUGCUUUUCUCAAAGGGAGGGGGAUCAGGAGUUGGGACUAAAUCAAAGUACUCUGGCUCCAAGUUUAAUAUGGUUGUUGAAGAUAUCAGAGAGGGAGUUCUGGUAUUUGAGGAUGAGGAUGAUGCUGUAAAAUAUUGUGACCUUCUGCAGGGUGGCGGUCAAGGUUGUGAGGGAAUUGCAGAGAUAGAAGCGUCAUCAGUUUUCAGCAUGUGCCAGAAAAUGAAAGCCCUUGCUGUUCUUUUCCGCCGUGGGAGGACUCCUCCGUUGCCUCAAAGCCUCGAGCGUGAUUUAAGGGCGAGAAAGCGGUCAAUGGAAGAUUAAGAUUGAUUAAGAUCGUUGGUUACACUGUAUAGAACUGUUACUUGUAUUCAUCUAGCUGUUGAAACCAUAGAGGCCCUAGACCUUGUAUACUGGGUCGUACAUAGAUCUCCCUAUCUGAAAUGAAGAGGCUACUCUGACAGUAAAUACAGACGAUAGCUCAACACCAGAUCUCUCUUUGAAAUUGAAUGUUCUUGUAAUUAUGUACAUUCCAAAGCUCCAUUUUACAAUAAACAAAUGCGAUCCAUCAA
Messenger RNA from Setaria italica (foxtail millet), 1144 nucleotides. RefSeq lists its product as uncharacterized. The transcript is spliced from 5 exons. The coding region runs from base 111 to 896 and encodes 261 amino acids. The record is from RefSeq and is a predicted model, not a curated record. NCBI's taxonomy places the organism in Eukaryota, Viridiplantae, Streptophyta, Magnoliopsida, Poales, Poaceae.